Molecule: messenger RNA, 2959 nt
Organism: Osmia bicornis bicornis
Lineage: Eukaryota; Metazoa; Arthropoda; Insecta; Hymenoptera; Megachilidae
Gene: hay
Product: general transcription and DNA repair factor IIH helicase subunit XPB
Exons: 15
Coding region: 176-2545 (789 amino acids)
Biological process (GO): nucleotide-excision repair; transcription initiation at RNA polymerase II promoter
Cellular component (GO): nucleotide-excision repair factor 3 complex; transcription factor TFIIH holo complex; transcription preinitiation complex
Molecular function (GO): DNA binding; hydrolase activity; ATP binding
Source: RefSeq, a predicted model, not a curated record
CUAUAGAUAGUAUCUAUAGUCACUGAUUGUAUGCCACAAUUAGAAUGUGAUACAGAGGAUUCUGUUUCAGUUUAAAAUAUAAAUAACAAAUACAAACCUUACAAAUUUACUAUCAUAUAAAAAAAAUUCGAGUUAGACAAAUUUUUUCACAGUUUAACAACGUUAUUAUUCGAUAAUGGGUCCUCCUAAACGUUUUAAAAAAGAUAAUGAUAGGGGUAAAUGGAAAAAACGAAAAGAAGAUCUUGAAGAAUUCAAUGAUGAUGAUUCCUUAGAUGAUAAUGAAGCAUCAGGUAUUCCUGAUGCAGCGAAAAAUGAUGUCGAGAAACAAGAUGAAACUGCAUUGGAAGAUGAAUUUGGCGCAAAGGAUUAUCGUUCACAAAUGGUUCUGAAACCUGAUUGUGCUUCAAGACCUCUUUGGGUGGCACCAAAUGGACAUAUCUUUUUAGAAUCCUUUUCACCAGUAUAUAAACAUGCUCAUGAUUUCUUAAUUGCUAUCUCAGAACCUGUAUGCCGGCCAGAACAUAUUCAUGAGUACAAACUAACUGCUUAUUCAUUAUAUGCUGCUGUUAGCGUUGGUCUUCAAACACAUGACAUAAUAGAAUAUUUAAAAAGACUUAGUAAAACUAGUAUUCCUGAUGGUAUUAUAAAAUUUAUUAAAUUAUGUACAUUAUCGUAUGGCAAGGUAAAACUGGUAUUGAAGCAUAAUAAAUAUUUUGUUGAAUCUCCAUAUCCAGAAGUAUUACAAAAGUUAUUAAAGGAUCCAAAGAUACAAGAAUGUAGAUUAAAAAAGAGUGUAGAAAAUGAGAAAGAGGAAAUAAUUACAAAUGUUCAAAGUAAAACAAAAGUUCUACAGUUUGGGGCAAAAGCAAUGACCAAUGUUCCACCUGGAACUACCAAAAUAACUGAAACAUCUAAUGAUCAAGUUCCAGCAGAAACAGCAACUGUUCCCGAAGAUAUAUCUACUUUCUAUGACAAAAUGGAUAAAGAGGAUGAAGAGGAAGAAGAAGAACAAGAAUUAAAAACAGUCAGUUUUGAAGUAAAUCAGGAAAAAAUUGAAGUUAUACAAAAGAGAUGUAUAGAGUUAGAACAUCCAUUGUUAGCAGAAUAUGAUUUCCGCAAUGAUAGUGUAAAUCCUGAUAUCAAUAUUGAUUUAAAACCAUCAGCUGUAUUAAGACCAUAUCAGGAGAAGAGUUUAAGAAAAAUGUUUGGUAAUGGACGUGCCAGAUCUGGUGUUAUAGUAUUACCUUGUGGUGCCGGUAAAAGUUUAGUAGGAGUGACAGCUUGUUGUACAGUUCGGAAACGUGCAUUGGUAUUAUGUAAUUCCGGAGUGUCGGUAGAACAAUGGAAACAACAAUUUAAAAUGUGGUCGACCGCGGACGAUUCGAUGAUAUGCCGAUUUACAAGCGAAGCUAAAGACAAACCCAUGGGCUGUGAAAUUUUAAUCACUACAUACUCUAUGAUUACGCAUACACAAAAGCGUUCAUGGGAAGCUGAACAAACUAUGCGAUGGCUUCAAGAACAAGAAUGGGGAAUAAUGGUUUUGGAUGAGGUCCACACAAUUCCAGCAAAAAUGUUCAGAAGGGUCUUAACUAUUGUUCAGUCUCAUUGUAAAUUGGGUUUGACCGCAACGUUAUUACGAGAAGAUGACAAGAUUGCUGAUCUCAAUUUUCUGAUUGGUCCUAAAUUGUACGAAGCCAACUGGUUGGAAUUACAAAAGAGAGGCUUUAUUGCAAGGGUACAGUGUGCUGAAGUUUGGUGUCCUAUGACGCCAGAAUUUUAUAGGGAAUAUCUUGGUUGCAAAAUGAGUAAAAAACUGUUGCUUUACGUAAUGAAUCCUAACAAAUUUCGUUGCUGCCAAUAUUUGAUACGGUACCACGAAAGGCGAGGUGAUAAAACGAUUGUUUUCUCGGAUAACGUUUUUGCUUUAAAACAUUAUGCUAUUAAGAUGAAUAAACCAUAUAUUUAUGGUCCAACUAGUCAAAGUGAACGAAUACAAAUUUUGCAAAAUUUCAAAUUUAAUACCAAAGUAAAUACGAUAUUCGUGAGUAAAGUGGCUGACACUUCCUUCGAUUUACCGGAAGCAAAUGUAUUAAUUCAAAUAUCCUCACACGGUGGUUCAAGAAGACAAGAAGCACAACGAUUGGGACGUAUUUUAAGAGCUAAGAAAGGCGCUAUUGCGGAAGAGUACAAUGCAUUUUUCUAUACCUUAGUAUCACAAGACACAAUGGAAAUGAAUUAUUCAAGAAAGCGUCAACGUUUCCUUGUGAAUCAAGGAUACGCUUAUAAAGUGAUCACGAAACUUGCAGGAAUGGAUGAAGAACCAGACUUGAUGUAUACAUCAAGGGAAGAACAGGGUCAUUUAUUGCAACAAGUUCUGUCUGCUAGCGACAUGGAUGCAGAUGAGGAAAGGAUACCGGGUGAAGGACCAAGACCAAUUAUACGUAAAGCUGGAAACAUGACAUCCAUGUCUGGUGCAGAUGAUGCAGUUUAUUCUGAGUACAAAAAGGCAAAUAAGCAUCCUUUGUUUAAGAAAUUCAGAGCAUGAAAAUUUUUGAUUGUAGAUAUAUAUAUAUAUAUAUAUGUAAAAAUACUUCACUCUCGUUAUUAUUUUUCUAUUUAUUUAAGAAGUAACUUUUAUAUGCAUAAUUCUCAGUUCAUACAAAAUAUCAGUCCUACACUUUUAACUUGGUAGUACAACCAACAAUUUGUACAUACCGGGUACCGUUUAUAUCACAUGUUUAUACUUUUGCUUAUUGAAUUUAUAAGAACCUAUUGAUCGGUUAUAUCAAGAAAUGCGAUAAACAUAUUUCUGAUAAAUUUGUUAGUUUAAAGCGAUAACGAUUCGUAUAUCUACAGUACACUCAAUAUCAUACUUAUUCGGAGAUAGUCUGUUGAGGAGUUGCAGAAUAAUUUUGUAAAUAAUUGUUUAGGAAAUAAAUAUCUAUUAUUUAUCGUUCUA